Molecule: messenger RNA, 2034 nt
Organism: Exophiala aquamarina CBS 119918
Lineage: Eukaryota; Fungi; Ascomycota; Eurotiomycetes; Chaetothyriales; Herpotrichiellaceae
Product: hsp70-like protein
Exons: 2
Coding region: 1-2034 (677 amino acids)
Biological process (GO): protein refolding; cellular response to unfolded protein
Cellular component (GO): mitochondrion; cytoplasm
Molecular function (GO): ATP hydrolysis activity; heat shock protein binding; misfolded protein binding
Source: RefSeq, a predicted model, not a curated record
AUGAUUGCCUCACGGUUGUCUAGAGCUCUUCCACGCUCAUCUCCCAUCUCCCGUUUCUCUCAAAUUCGAGCUCCUCGCUCGUCAAUAAUCUCCAGAUAUGCUUCCACCGACGCUCCCGAGAGUACCGAGAAGGUCAAGGGUCAGGUCAUCGGCAUUGAUUUGGGAACCACAAAUUCCGCCGUUGCCAUCAUGGAAGGCAAGCAGCCUCGUAUAAUAGAAAACUCGGAGGGUACUCGAACGACGCCUUCGGUUGUUGCCUUCACUGAGAGUGGCGAACGACUCGUCGGUGUCUCUGCUAAGCGUCAAGCGGUGGUCAACCCUGAGAAUACCCUAUUUGCGACCAAGCGUCUGAUCGGCCGCAAAUUCUCCGACCCUGAAUGCCAAAGAGAUAUCAAAGAAGUUCCUUAUAAGAUUGUACAACACACCAACGGCGACGCUUGGCUAGAAGCCCGUGGCCAAAAGUACUCGCCAUCGCAAAUCGGUGGUAUGGUUCUGCAAAAGAUGAAAGAAACGGCUGAAGCGUACCUCGGCAAGCCUAUCAAGAACGGUGUCGUCACUGUUCCUGCCUAUUUCAAUGAUAUGCAGCGACAAGCCACCAAGGAUGCCGGUCAGAUCGCCGGUCUUAACGUUCUCCGUGUCGUCAACGAGCCUACCGCAGCUGCGCUGGCCUAUGGUCUAGAGAAGGAAGCUGAUCGCGUGAUCGCAGUCUAUGAUCUUGGUGGUGGUACAUUCGAUAUCUCUAUCCUGGAAAUUCAAAAGGGUGUGUUCGAAGUCAAAUCAACCAAUGGCGAUACUCACUUGGGUGGUGAGGAUUUCGACAUUACCCUUGUCCGACACCUUGUCCAACAGUUCAAGAAGGAGUCCGGUAUUGAUCUAUCUAACGACCGCAUGGCCAUUCAGCGAAUCCGUGAAGCAGCUGAGAAGGCCAAGAUUGAAUUGUCCUCUUCGCUGCAGACCGAUAUCAACCUGCCUUUCAUCACUGCCGAUGCCUCUGGUCCUAAACACAUCAACUCCAAAAUGACACGUGCUCAACUCGAGACCCUCGUUGACCCCCUAAUCACCAGGACUAUCGACCCAGUACGAAAGGCCUUGAAGGACGCAAACCUACAGGCCAAAGAUAUCCAAGAAGUCAUCCUCGUCGGUGGCAUGACCCGUAUGCCCAAGGUCACUGAAUCUGUCAAGAGCAUCUUCGGUCGCGACCCUGCCAAGGCUGUCAACCCAGAUGAAGCCGUUGCUAUUGGUGCCGCCAUCCAGGGUGCUGUUCUUGCUGGUGAAGUCAUGGACGUCUUGCUCCUUGAUGUUACUCCCCUAUCCCUCGGUAUCGAGACUCUCGGCGGUGUCUUCACUCGAUUGAUCAACCGCAACACCACUAUUCCUACAAAGAAAUCACAAAUUUUCUCUACUGCCGCUGAUUUCCAAACCGCCGUCGAAAUCAAGGUCUACCAAGGCGAGCGUGAACUGGUCCGAGACAAUAAGCUGUUGGGCAACUUCCAGCUUGUCGGAAUUCCCCCUGCUCACCGUGGUGUCCCUCAAAUUGAGGUCACCUUCGACAUUGAUGCCGAUUCUAUCGUCCACGUUCACGCCAAGGACAAGUCUACCAACAAAGACCAGUCAAUCACUAUUGCCUCUGGAUCCGGUCUAUCUGACAACGAGAUCCAGAACAUGGUUGAUGAUGCUGAGAAGUAUGGUGCGCAGGACAAGGAGCGCAAGGCUGCAAUCGAAGCUGCCAACAGGGCUGACAGUGUUCUCAAUGACACUGAGAAGGCACUGAAAGAGUUCGAAGACAAGCUCGACAAGACCGAAGCUGACACUAUCAAGGAGAAGAUUGCUACUCUCAGAGAAUUUGUUGCCAAGAACCAAUCUGGCGAAGGCUCGGCAACUGCGGAGGAACUCAAGGCCAAGAUCGACGAGCUACAGACCAGUGCUCUGACCCUCUUUGACAAGAUGCACAAGGCUCGCGAGGAAUCCUCCCAAUCAACCCCUCCACCAGGUGGUGACGCUGGCGCCCAACAAGGUGGUGAGCAGAAGCCCUGA